This is a messenger RNA of Argentina anserina (silverweed cinquefoil), 1485 nucleotides long. RefSeq lists its product as uncharacterized. The record is from RefSeq and is a predicted model, not a curated record. NCBI's taxonomy places the organism in Eukaryota, Viridiplantae, Streptophyta, Magnoliopsida, Rosales, Rosaceae. The transcript has 4 exons. The coding region runs from base 681 to 1277 and encodes 198 amino acids.
CUCUUUGCCUCGUUCCAUCUCUCUCUCUCUCCCCCCUGUUGCAACACAGUGAAAUGCAUAGGGGUAAAAUUAUCAUUUUCAAACCUACUCGAUCUUCUCCGGCGACUUUUCCGGAAUAAUAGGCAUUUAUCCAACGAUUCUUAAAGUGUGUCAACUGCAUGUGGCAAUGGAAACGUGAGACUCUCACAAAAAAGGGCCGAAUACGAGAUGAGAAUGGAUGAGUACGCUCCGAUUGUUACCUGGAAAGACGCUUAUACCCCUGUAGCAAGUAUCAUUCAGCCAUCGAAAUCCAUCCUUACACUGUCGCCGUCUUCUCCAGACCGCACCACCGCCGUCUGGCAACUCCUCGCCACGAGACCACCACCACCGUGACCACCUCUCUGGCCUCUCUCUAACCAUUUUCGCAAAACUAACAUGCGGCUCCAUUCCGGCAAAUUCAAAUUUUGAAACAACGAAGGUUCGUCACCGACUUCCCGAGCUCCGACAACCUCGUGGGGUUUCUCUUGAGGCGAGCUGUUGUUUCUGGGUUCGCCGUGGAGCUUGGAGAGGCAGCAUGAACAUUUGAGAGGCGAGGAAAAUGUCCCACAAACUCGGAUCGGAGGUGGAAGAACUUGGAGGUGACGGGAUCUAUUGCAGCUCUUGGUUGAGGUAUCAAACGAGCUCAAAUCAUAUUGAUUUUGAUGUGUUGGAAAUAUUAUUAUGUUGCUCGUUGUGUAUGUGCAUGUCGAAGUUGGUUGAGUUUAGGAGGAGAUUGUGGCCGGGGAGUUCCGUCGGAGAUGGCAGGUUACGUGACAUACUUGGAGGACGCGAUUCUUCGCAACACGAGGAGCGAGAUUUCGGACGCGGACUUCAGCACUGCUAUCUCAGGUGCGGUGAGGCACCCGCUAGGGGUGAGACGGUACCUUCCUGAGAUGAGUCCCCAGUCGGUAGCAGCGGUGAUGAUUCUGAUCACUCUUUUCACCACAACUCACAGCAUCAACAACACCAUCACCUCUAGAUCAGUAUCAUCUUGGUGCGAAGGCGGCCGCACCGAUAACCCCUCGUGUCUUAUCGGAGGGACUGACUUGGACUCGGAUGAGUUCAUGAUGUAUUCUGAAAUCAGCAGAAGAAUCCUGGCGGGAAAUUCCGGCACUAAGAAUGUAAUCGAUCCUUCAAAGACGUUGUCGUGCGAUCGAAGUAAAAAUCCUCAAUGCCACGCCGGUCAGAAAAAUUCGAACCCCCCAGGAGUAGACUGUGUCAAGGCCAAAUACAACCGCAUCUGCCACAAGUACCCUUAAACUCAUCAGCGGUGAGCUAGGUCAUCGUAUCAUUAAUAUUUGAGCUCCUACAAUUGAUUGUUGGUCCUCUUCUAUCUGCUUUAAUUACUUGCUUCUGUAAUCAGUUCUUUUGUAUGUAAAAGGGAUCACAGUUGUCUCUGCAUUUGGUUUAGUACGUUUUAACUCGAUUAUGAAGAUUUUAGUUGCUUACUAGCUAGCUUGUUGCUCG